AGUUAAGGAAUAAAGCGUUAAAAGAUGCUGAGAAACGGGUAUGCUCAACAAAAGGAUGCGUUCAAGCCGCCAAUAAUUUGUUAAUGGCAAUGAAUCGUUCGGCAGAUCCGUGUGAAAAUUUUUUUGAAUAUGCUUGCGGCCAGUGGAAUCGUGACCACCCAAUCCCGGAUGAUAUGUUCGCAUAUGGUACAUUCGCAUUUGUUCGAGAAAUCGUUCGCCAGCAGAUGAGGGGUGAGUGGAUGUUUGGAACUAUAAGGAUUUCGCGUAAUCACUAGCU
Gongylonema pulchrum is the source of this 277-nucleotide messenger RNA. NCBI's taxonomy places the organism in Eukaryota, Metazoa, Nematoda, Chromadorea, Rhabditida, Gongylonematidae. The record is from the annotation of a GenBank genome assembly.